Molecule: messenger RNA, 1230 nt
Organism: Lotus japonicus
Lineage: Eukaryota; Viridiplantae; Streptophyta; Magnoliopsida; Fabales; Fabaceae
Exons: 2
Coding region: 1-1230 (409 amino acids)
Source: RefSeq, a predicted model, not a curated record
AUGACGGUUGAUUGGAUUAAAUUCAAAUUGGCAGGCUUUAUUGCGGUUCAAGGGGACGUUUCGAGGACAGCGGUUGGGAUUCUGCAUAUUGGUUGGCCUUUGCACUUCUUCAGUACAUUCCAAGUGGCUUACACGCGUCAGGCAACCAUGAUUCACGGCGGUCACAGCUGGGACUGGGCGAGAGGACCAAGCACCGCCGCCACAAGCCUACCUGAAUGCCAAGGUGUUCUCCUCAACCCAAGUCGGGAAAAGAGGAAAUGCUCGCCGGUGCACGCCGAAUCGUCCAAGAGAAGAGAUUUGGGCGAGCCAAACCCUCAGACUAUCCCUUCGACCAACACAGAUGGAGGACCCAUCGCAUCUAAACUUGUCGUUGUGGAUCCCCCACUGGUGUCCACUCAUCAUGGUGAGACGGGUGUCUCUCUGCCUCCAGACACCCCUCCCACCGCGGCCCCAUCGGAAGGGCAAAAGUCACCUUCCUAUGUCCGCCCGCCGUCUCCCUCACCCGACCCGACUUCCUUUUACCCAUCAACCCCACACCUUCCCGAGGCUGGUGGUGAAGGAGAGAAUCCUCCUGCGGACCGCCCGAAAGGUCCUUCCAGCAGCUCCUCCCAAGAUCCUUUUGUCUUCCUCCUUUCUCACCCCUAUCUUGAGAAACUGAGGGAGGCCUCUAGCCAGGACCCGCAGGAUAUUGCGCAGGAAGCCGUGUCCAACCUCCUCCGCGCCGGGUGUUUGUUCGCCCAAGUGACCCAUCGAGCACGACCUCUUGCAAGAUUCGUCGAGCUCCGCCAGGAGGUGGAGAAGCUGCGUUCUGACAACUUUCUGGCGAACGAUACUUGCUCUAAACUUUCCAAUCAAUUGGCAGCGGAGGAGGGCAAGGUCAAAAAGAUGCAGCAAAAGCUCAAAGAGGCGAGGAUGGCAGUGUUAACAGCAAACGAGAAAGGGGAAAAGCUUGAGAUCUGGGUCGAGGAGCUCCAAUGGGACCUUGACGCCAAAGAGUUCAUCGCUGCUUCUCAGGUGGAAACCCUUGUCGCCGAAGAUAAGGAGAUCGCCACCUUGCGUGACGAACUGGCGGGUAAGGGUAAGGCCCUCGCCGAGGCCUUGACGGAUCUGGCGUCGAACUUACGGGUGGGUUUGAACUUUGCCCGGAGUACUAUCGCCUGGAGCAGCAAGACGAAGGAGAGCGGGAAGCAGAGGUCGUCGCGGAGUACGAGCCGUUCUCAGCGGCGAUGA